Maylandia zebra (zebra mbuna) is the source of this 1879-nucleotide messenger RNA. RefSeq names its product sirtuin 5 (gene sirt5). Gene Ontology annotation, molecular function: protein-succinyllysine desuccinylase activity; protein-malonyllysine demalonylase activity; histone deacetylase activity, NAD-dependent. Lineage: Eukaryota; Metazoa; Chordata; Actinopteri; Cichliformes; Cichlidae. The record is from RefSeq and is a predicted model, not a curated record. Gene Ontology annotation, cellular component: nucleus.
AAACCGUGUGUCUGACAGACAAACCCAGUUCAUCGAUGAACACAGACAAAGACGUGCUAUGCUGGCCUCACAAGCUAAUGUUAUGCUAGCUGUUGUUUCCUUGGUUACCGGCGCUAGCUUCUAUGUCGUUAGCUUAGCCACCUAGCAUACAUGGUCAGCUAUCAGUCUGUGCUCGAGUACACACCUUGAUCGGUUAGUUAGGAUAAACAAUACCGUAUCAUUUGUUUCGCAACCUAAUUGCAAUAACCUAAUGAUUGUGCGCCAGUUUACCUGCAGAGCUGUUUUAUUUGCUCACUUGAGAAAACCUGGGGGCAGACAAGCCAUGGCUAGACCAAGCUCAGAUCUGGCAGCAUUCAGGGAGAUUUUCUCCAAAGCCAAGAAUAUCGCCAUCAUCACUGGAGCAGGGGUGAGUGCGGAGAGCGGAGUUCCUACUUUCAGAGGAGCGGGAGGCUACUGGAGAAAAUGGGAAGCACAGGAACUGGCCUCGCCUGAGGCCUUUGCCAGAAAUCCCUCACGUGUUUGGGAGUUCUACCACUACCGGCGUGAGGUCAUGCUCACAAAAGAUCCCAAUCCCGCUCACCUGGCCAUCGCUGAGUGUGAGGAGCGUCUGAGCAAACAAGGGCGCAAGGUCACCGUCAUCACGCAGAACAUCGACGAGCUCCACCACCGAGCUGGAUCCAAAAACAUCCUGGAGAUCCACGGAAGUCUGUUUAAAACACGUUGCAUGACCUGUGGCCAUGAAGCAGCCAACUACAAGAGCCCCAUUUGCGCUGCCCUCGAGGGCAAAGGAGCUCCGGACCCGGACACACGAGAUGCCGAGAUCCCAGUCCAGAAUUUGCCCAGGUGUGAGCAGACAGGCUGUCACGGUCUCCUUAGACCAGCUGUGGUUUGGUUUGGAGAGACUCUGGAUGCUGACAUCCUCACCCGUGCAGAGAAAGUGUUGGACAGCUGUGACCUCUGCCUCGUGGUCGGUACUUCGUCUGUCGUGUAUCCUGCAGCCAUGUUUGCUCCUCAGGUGGCAGUCAGAGGCGUCCCAGUGGCCGAGUUCAACAUGGAAAACACUCCUGCCACCAUGCGCUUCAAGUUCCACUUCCACGGCCCCUGUGGGACCACCUUACCCCCCGCACUGGCGCGCCAUGAGACUGAACAAGAAUGAAAAAAAAAACACGACUCCUGGAAUGUUGGCUUCACAGAGACCGGGUUGUCUUAAACCAGAAAGGUUUACUGGUAGUGCCAAGAAAAUUGGUUUCUGUGUGACGAGCAACAGGCGUGAAGGAUGUGAAGACGAGGCCAACAAAUUAUCUGUCACACAGAUAACACGUUUAAGAAUUUGACUAUAUUAUCAAUAUGUGCACACAGCUGUAAGAGUUUGCUGAUUGAGUGGCUUCUGGUUUCUAAUCAUUAGGCUCUGAUGAGAGUAACUGAUUUAAUUGUCAUCAGGUUGCAGCAGAUAUUGUAGUAAUGCCAAAUCACCCCUAUUUGAUGUCAGCAAUGAUUUGUGAGUUUGUUUGUUGUUGGGGGUUUUUUGGGUAAAAAUGAGUUGCUGAAAAAGAAAAUGAAGACAGUGGAAAGCAAUGAUAAAUGAUUAAAUACCAUAACCAACGUCAUCACUCAUUGGGCAACGAAAGGCUUUUGAUUGCCUGACAAUAGGGGGCAGUGUUUAGCUACCUCAGCUAAAGCCUGGUGGUUGGUCUCCAACGUGGAAAAAAAACGACUCCUAAAGGAUUUUUGAGCUUUGCCUGGGAUAUGUGGGGCUUGCGUAUGUUGAUGCUGUGUGAAUUUAGAGACUGUGAGGAAUGGUGUGCAUAAUACCUUCCAGCGGCUACGAGUGUGCUCCUGUUAAAGCCGGGACAAAGGGGACUGUGUGUUACCUCAAGCA